Molecule: messenger RNA, 5131 nt
Organism: Pogoniulus pusillus (Red-fronted tinkerbird)
Lineage: Eukaryota; Metazoa; Chordata; Aves; Piciformes; Lybiidae
Gene: STAM2
Product: signal transducing adaptor molecule 2
Exons: 14
Coding region: 161-1741 (526 amino acids)
Biological process (GO): signal transduction
Cellular component (GO): endocytic vesicle
Molecular function (GO): ubiquitin binding; phosphatidylinositol binding
Source: RefSeq, a predicted model, not a curated record
UGGCCUUGCGGUGCUGCUGCUGUGUUUCCUGCGCUCAGCGAUCAGGCGUCCGGGACAGCCGCGAGGGCCUCGGGGCGGUGGCCGUGGGGCGGCGGAGCUCCGGCGUCCGGGGUCGGGGUGUGUGGGCUGCGGAGCGGGUGUCCGGCUGGGCGCUGCCGAGAUGCCGCUCUUCGCCCCUAACCCCUUCGAGCAGGAUGUGGAAAAAGCCACAAAUGAAUAUAACACCAGUGAGGACUGGGGGCUCAUCAUGGAUAUCUGUGACAAAGUUGGGAGUACUCCUAAUGGAGCAAAGGAUUGCCUUAAAGCCAUCAUGAAGAGAGUAAAUCAUAAAGUUCCCCACGUGGCUUUACAAGCACUUACACUUUUAGGAGCCUGUGUAUCCAACUGUGGGAAAAUCUUUCACUUAGAAGUCUGCUCUCGUGAUUUUGCCAGUGAAGCUCGAAGUAUCAUCAACAAGGCUCAUCCAAAAGUAUCUGAGAAGCUAAAAACUCUAAUGGUGGAGUGGUCAGAAGAGUUUCAGAAGGACCCACAGUGUAGUUUAAUAUCUGCUACUAUUAAAUCUUUGAAAGAAGAAGGUGUCACUUUUCCUGCUGCUGGAUCACAGGCUGCCUCAAAUGCUGCUAAGAAUGGUGCGGUCUUGAGUAAGAACAAAGAAGAUGAAGAUAUAGCUAAAGCUAUCGAGUUGUCAUUGCAAGAGCAGAAACAGCAACAAAUGGAAACCAAAUCCUUGUACCCAUCUGCAGAAGCUCAGCAGAACAGCCAGAGCUCCAGGAAGGUCCGAGCCCUCUAUGACUUUGAAGCUGUCGAGGACAAUGAGCUCACCUUCAAAAGUGGAGAGAUCAUCUUUGUUUUGGAUGACAGUGACGCCAAUUGGUGGAAAGGUGAAAAUCACAGAGGAGUGGGACUGUUCCCGUCUAACUUUGUGACUUCUGACUUGACAGUGGAGCCUGAAGCAGCAGCUGUGGAGAAAAAUUCUGUUCCUGAAGAUGCAGCAGAAGAUGUUAAGAAAGCAGAACCUGAGCCAGUCUAUAUAGACGAGGAGAAGAUGGAUAAAACACUGCAGGUACUUCAGAGUAUAGAUCCUACAGAUUUAAAGCUUGAUUCUCCAGAUCUUCUAGACUCAGAAGAUAUGUGUCAGCAGAUGGGUCCAAUGAUAGAUGAAAAACUAGAAGAGAUAGAUAGAAAACACUCAGAACUAUCUGAAUUGAACGUGAAGGUUCUGGAAGCCCUGGAGCUCUAUAACAAGCUGAUGAAUGAAACCCCAAUGUAUUCAGCCUACUCCAAACUCCACCAUCCUGCACAAUACCCACCCACAUCUUCUGGUGUCUCAGUGCAGUCAUAUCCUGUACAGCCGCCCAGUGGAAACUACAUGAUCCAGGGUGUUCACCAAGUCACCAUCUCACCAAAUUACAGCCUAGGACCUGAUCAGAUGGGACAGCUGAGAUCUCUGCCACAAAGCAUCAAUCCCUCUGGAGCAGCUCAGCCAGCUCAAGCUGCCUAUUUAAGCCCCGGGCCGGACGCUGUGCUGAACCAGCCCUACGGCAGCCCCAGCCCCGCUGUCCCCUCCGCCGCCGCCGGCAGCGCUGCCUACGCCCCGCCGCAGAUGGGAAUGGCCGUGGAUCUCUCAGCCUACCAGAGCAACACACCCAGCUUGCCUCAAGGACCAGCUUAUCCCUUGGCAGUUCCUGCUCAUUCCGUGCUACAGCAACAAACUAAUUACCACCAGCAACCUCUCCUCUAAAAGCAAAGCAGCUCCUGGCUCCCACUUAACGAAUAAAGAUUGCCUGACCUAACGAUUUGGAUCAAUACCUGUCACAGAUAGCAAACCCCCAUUCCCCCCCUCUUUGAAAUAACCCAGCAGGGUUUCAGAUAACACAGCAGAUCUGAUUGUUGAGCAUUUGCUUAAUACCUUGAACUACAUUUAGCUGAUGGUUGAAAAUCAUUCCAGUUUUACUCUGGGCCCUUAGGUUUCUCUUCUCAGUGCUUUCCAGAACCCACCACUUGUGAAUCUUCACUUCAAAAAGAUGGUCCAAAAAUAUAUAUAUAUUUUUUUUUUCCUUUUUAAAUGUAUUUCUGGAAACUUGAGGAUGCUUAAUCAUCAUUAUGUGUUGCUCUCAUUAAGUGUUGGUAUCUUGCUCUAAUCCUUCAAGGGGCUUGAGGGAACCCCUGCUGAUGUAGAGAUCACCUUCUGUCUGUGCUGCGCGCUGGGAACAGCGUCGGGAGUUCAGCAGGCGACAGCUGGAGGAGAAAAUGGUUUGAUGUUGUGACAGUGAGGACCACGUUCCUACAGCAGUAGGAGAAAGGAGGUUUCUUCAGUGCUGCCUGCUAGAUUUAUUCUUUUGGAAGCCACAGAGAACGUCUGAUGUUGCUUCUCUUGAGGAAAGCAGGUGGGGGUUUGCUAGAGCUCGCUUUCGGCAGAGGUGCUCCUGCAAGCACAAGUCUCCUGUGCAAGAGCAGGCAUGGAUGCUCCCAGCUGACUGUGUGGGAACUCUGUGGAUGGAUACAAGGUGCUAAGCCAGGGGCAUGUACAGAAUCUCUUCUCUUUUUUGGAUGUGUUUAGAAGUCAAGGAGUAUUGUAGUUCCUUGUGGUAAAAGGAAGGGAGCUCAAGAACGUUUGAAGCUUCUUAAGACUGUGAGCAUCCACUUUGUUCCCUUUCAAAGCGGGGAGCUAAGUGGAACAAGAAUCUUUAUGGGACCAGAGGGUUUUUGCCUCUCUUGGAUUUCCUUUCUCUGCCACCAUUUCCACCUCUCAAGGUACCCCAGUUGCACUCAGAGCAACUGAAACCAUUGGCCAAGCUGUAUUUAACACAGAGGUGCGUUGUGGGGCGCACUGUGGUGAGACUGGACUGGGUUUGGGCUCCUCGUUUGAUUCAAGGAGCAGUUGCACGCUGAAGGCCUUGGAGCUGUGGAAGAUUUUUGUGGUGGCCACGAAAAGAAAUCCAAGAAUUUCUUCCCUGAUGCACUUUUUUAUGAGGUGGGGUUUGUACAAGAGGAGUGGAAUUAUCUUUCAGGAACGUGGGAAUUCCUUUUGUCGUCGUUUCAGCCUCUGGGACAAGUCACUGUUUGUCUGCUCACUCCACAGUCGUGUUUAUACUGCUUUUAAACAACUCUGAGUUGGGAAAACAAUGAAGGCAAACGACUGAUUUCACACAUCUUGGCUCAAUGCAUGUAACUCCCAGAUGUCUAAAGUUUGGUUGCAGGGGGAGGGGUGUCUAAAUUUCCUACCAAGUGUAGGCUGCUGACUAUUAACCUUCAGCCCUCCCUCCGUUCCUUUCACUCGGUGUUUAACUCUUAAGUGUCGUGACCUUAUUGAUUUGCUUGUGCAACGAGGCACCUUUCCAUCUGCUCUUUUAAACCACAGCUUUGAUUUCCAUUUGUGCAAUCAGAGGGGAAGCUUUUGUCUUGCAUUUUGGCCUUUCAUUUCUCUUCACCCUUUCUCCCCCCAGAAGCAGUUUAGCGCACACGUUGCAAUACUGAGGUAUUUGGAGAACUCCUUCUUAAGGAAGGAAAACAAAAUCAUUUUGCUGCUGCUGUUCCAAAUUACUCUUGCUGGGAGAUGUUUGACUUUGUUCCAGGUGGGUGUGUAGUCAGACUAAACCUUGCUCUCGUCAAUAUUGAUCCUUCAUUGAGAUGAAAGCAGAUAUUUGGAUUGAUCCAGCUUGACUGGUGAGCACCUCCAGUCGAGAUGGCAAGAGAGCUGUGAUUUAAUUCUGCUCAGUUAAUUACUGGCUAUAAAUAAUGUAUAUACUCAUUUGUCUCAGAUUUUUCUACAUGGCUCCAUAAGCUGCACACUGUCCAAGCCUGAAGUUUUCUAAAGAGCAGGAUUUGUCUCCCUUCUCUCUCUCUCUGUCUCUCUCCUCUCUUCCCAGUUCUGUGAUAUGCAACUUGUAGAUAGUGUAAAAUAAUUUAAUUAUUAUUAAAAAUGGUGUCUUUAGAGGGGUUUUGGUGUUGAUAGCCUCUUGUUUUCCCUCUCUCUCUCUCUCUGUACCUCUCUCCCUGAUGACCAUAUUUAUUUUUAAGGCCUGAUUGUAACUGAACAUGCUGCCAAAGGAUCUCUCUAACUUCCAAUUUCUACACCAGGUUUCUACCAACCCUUUUAUAUCAGGAACCCGAGGGUAGAGAACUUCUGCUUUCUCAUGGGACCUUACCUUGGUUACCAUAGACAUUGGGGCAACUUCCUACCAAGACUUUUCUUGCCAGCUCUCUGUUUUUUUUUUUUCCCUGGGCAUUGAGAAAUCUCAGUGCUGGGUAAAUUUUCUGCUAGCACAAGUUGGCAACCUGUGGCAUCUGAAAGCAGCAGUUGGGUUUGGCCGGCGUCGCCGCGCACUGACACCUUUGGAGAAGCCAUGGUCUUUUCAGGCAGCUUUGGGCUUGCCAGAUGCAUUCUCUGUUGAAUUUGGGACAGAAGUGGUGAUGUUAAGGGGUCAGAUUGCCUCUGUACCCAGCAAACCCUGCAAAAUGUUGUUGUGUGUUCGUUGUCCUUCAGGUUUUUGUUGGUAGGUGUUGAUGGACUCGUGGGAUGGUGUCGUUCUGUUGAAGGCUUGUCCCUCAGAGAGGAGAGCUGAGGGGGACGUGGCUGCUGCUGCUGCUGCUGCAAUCUCUUCCAGGAGUUAUUUUCUGAUAGGAAGAUAUUAUUUUUUUCCCUUUUUGUCCUUAUUUUUAUCUAUGCAUCUUUUUUUUUCCUAAGAGAUAAUAGGCACUACUCUUGCUGACACUGAACACUGUGAUCUAGCUGAUGAAUGAAUAAGUUCCUACAAUGGCUGGCUCUCAGCAGUUAAAUUGAACACUUCAAACUGUUUGGAACUGGUGGAAAUGAAAAGGGAUGGAGCUGGGGCAGGUCGUGGGCACGUCUGAGCUUUCACAGCUCCUCUCCCUUCACCAGAGCUGGAACAUCUGGCCAGCCACUGACGGGUGGCACAGCUGAAAUGUGGAGCUCAGACUGAGGUUCUGCUUCUCCUUUGGUGUGGGGGUUGAAGAGCUUAAGAGGAGGGUCACAGUUCUUACAGAAAAUGAUCUUAAGGAGUUUGCAGUAUUAAGAAGAGGGAUCUGUUGUGUUGGGGUUUCCACGGGGCCUCCUGUCUGCGAUCUGUGUGCAUUGCCUUGUGUGAAUAAACAAAGUUUGGUUAACAAA